Molecule: messenger RNA, 2160 nt
Organism: Vanrija pseudolonga
Lineage: Eukaryota; Fungi; Basidiomycota; Tremellomycetes; Trichosporonales; Trichosporonaceae
Product: Cytochrome P450 monooxygenase FUM15
Exons: 4
Coding region: 185-1975 (596 amino acids)
Molecular function (GO): iron ion binding; heme binding; monooxygenase activity
Source: RefSeq, a predicted model, not a curated record
CUAACUCGGGCUCUCGACACCACUGAGGUGAUCCUCGACACCUUGGCUAGCUUCUACCGAGGACCUCGGUCCAACGUCCCUCUCCCCGUUUACAGAGCCUCUUAUAAGCCGGCCAAGAAAUGCACACGCGUCCAUUCUUCCCAGUCGCCGCCGACUCCGACGACACCCAUACAGGCCACACGCCAUGUCUCCCCUCCUCAACCAGAUCACCGCGCCGCUGGGCGACUCGGCGCUGUUCGGAGCCCUGCGUUCGGUGAGGGAUGCUCUCCCAAACUGGACUGGGCAUCCAGUCGCUGUAGCCGCCUGGUGGAUCCUCGGAACAGUCACCGCUCUCGCCUUCUUCCUCUACCCGUACCAGUACCUCAGGUGCACGUUCAAAACACUCCCUGGUCCACCGCGCACCUCCGUUUUCUUUGGGAACGCGUUUGAGAGUAUGGAGGGCGAACCUGGUGUCCAGCACACGGCUUGGCUGAACAAGUAUGGCAAACAUGUUCGCCUCCAUGGGAUCGGCGGUCGCUCCACGCUCCUGACCGCUGAUAUCACCACUAUUGGUUACAUCCUCCAACACAGCUACGACUUUCCCAAGCCCGCCUUCGGCAGCAACCUGCUUGGCCCCCUGCUGGGCUGGGGACUGCUGAUCGCUGAGGGAGCCGACCACCGCCGCCAGCGCCGAGUCGUACAGCCCGUCUUCGGCCCUGCGCACGUCAAACUCAUGAUUCCCGUAUUCCUCCAAAAGUCCUAUGUGCUGGCCAAGAUGUGGAACGACCUCAUCGACUCCAAGGGCGACCCGGUCAAGGCUGGCCUCGAGGCAUCUGACUUUGCGGCGCCAAACCCCGGGACAGCAGCCGACAUUAAAGCCGCAGGCGAUGAUGGCCUCAAGAUCGACACGCUCCGCUUCUUCAACCGCCUCGCCCUCGACAUCCUCGGCGUCGCUGGCAUGAACAGUGACUUUGAUAGCCUUCGCAAGAGCAACAACAAGCUUUCCAACUCGUACAAUGACAUCAUCGCCGCGGUGCACGCCAUGACACCGAUGCUCCUGCUGGAAACGUUGUUCCCCAUCUUGCGCAAGCUUAUCCCUACGGAGAGGAACAGGACUGUAACCAAGAACGUGGCGGUCACGAAGGAGGAGAGCAACAAACUCCUUCAGGCGAAGAAGAAGCGCAUCCUCGGCGAAAAGCAAGGCAUCCUCGCGCCCACCGAUGUCGACAAGGACAUCCUGUCCCUGCUUAUCCGCUCCAACACAUCUGCUGAAGUCCCUGAUGAUCAGCGAUUGAACGACGACGAGGUCCUGGCGCAGGUCACAACCCUUCUCUUCGCCGGUCACGAGACUACCUCUACCGGCCUGGGUUUCCUGGUCGCGCGCCUCGCCGCGAACCCCGACGUCCAACAGAAGCUGUUUGAGGAGGUCUCCCAGUACCCAGAGGAAAUGCCCGACUUCGACCAGCUCAACUCGCUUACAUACCUCGACCAUGUGGUUCACGAAGUGCUGCGCGUCGACAGCCCCGUCAUGAUGACAAUUCGCGUUCCUGACAAGGACUGCAUCCUUCCCGUUGGCCAACCUAUCGUAGGGACCGACGGCAAGCUCAUCGAAAGCAUCAGCGUCAGGAAGGGCACGAACAUCUACAUCGAGCUCGGCUAUGUCAACAACAGUCCCGAAGUGUGGGGCCCAGACGCAGCCGAGUUCAACCCGGACCGUCACGAUCGCCCGCCUCUCGAGAAGGUGCCCGGCGUCUAUGGCAACCUCUUGUCCUUCCUCGGAGGCGCUCGCAACUGCAUUGGGUACCGGUUUGCCGUUACCGAGAUGAAGGCGGCGACCUUUGUGCUGGCUCGCAACUUCAAGUUUGAGCCACUGCCCAGCAAGCCGCCAAUCAAACGAGAGUGGAUGGUUGUCCAGCGCCCACUCGUCGAGACAGAGACCAAGUAUGGACCGCAGAUGCCUCUGCUGGUUCGAAAGCGCCACGCCCACGAGCUAUAGGCGAGCAGUGCCGAGAAGUCUCGUCUGCGACGCGGCUCAUCGAGACUCGACAGUGGAGGUGCGCGCGUGGAAGUGUCGGUUUGUAGGACACCUCCGUACCAAGUUAUCAGUUCCAUAGCCCGUCUUUCUGCAGGCAGCCAUCAAUUUCUCGGGUCAGUGGGCAACGGCCUGCAGGGUGGGUGAGU